AUGGAAGGACGUUCUGUCCGUAAGCGUCUCAUUCUGGCAUCAUCCUCAAUGCCGGACAGCAGGUUACUGGCCAAGGAACACUCAACACCUACAGCACCAUCAUUUACAAGGGUGUCUUCAAGUCUCAGUUGCAAAUUUCUCAUCAACGCUCUCAAUGCCACUUUCGGAAUCAUCUUCACUCUGAACGCAACUUGGACUGUUGACCGUUUCGGUCGCAAGUUUUUGUUCAUCGUUGGUGCUAUCGGAAUGGCUGUUUGUAUGCUGGCUGUGGCGUUAGUGGGAACAAAGACCAAGACGAUCUAUUAUAUGGCUAAGGGCGUGAGCAAGCCGACAAAGGCAGAGCCGGUCGGCAUUGCCAUUACCUUCUUGCUCUUCCUCUUCAUCUUCUUCUACAAGCCCAGUUGGGGAGCGAUGAUCUGCUGA
This is a messenger RNA of Pseudogymnoascus destructans, 423 nucleotides long. RefSeq lists its product as uncharacterized. Gene Ontology annotation, molecular function: carbohydrate:proton symporter activity. The transcript has a single exon. Gene Ontology annotation, cellular component: membrane. Bases 1 to 423 code for a protein of 140 amino acids. The record is from RefSeq and is a predicted model, not a curated record. NCBI's taxonomy places the organism in Eukaryota, Fungi, Ascomycota, Leotiomycetes, Thelebolales, Thelebolaceae. Gene Ontology annotation, biological process: transmembrane transport; carbohydrate transport.